GUUCCAGCAAUGCACGGACGUCGUGCGUGCCCACGGUUGGUUAGUAAAAGAUGAGAAAGUCGAUUGACAGACGGACGGAUGUGUUUAGGAAGGUUCCUUUUUUCAGCCCCGACUGGUAAGCGAUUCCGUUCUUCUCUUUGAGUCGUGAAGUUCCAAACCUCUCUGCACGGCAAACUCUCCGUUGUUGAUCAUUGAUCGUCUCCAGUUCUGAAGGAUUUGAUUGGCUAGAGAGGGGAAUAUGUGGGCUGCUUCUUGCCUUGCAUCAUGUUGUGCAGCAUGUGCAUGCGACGCAUGCAGGUCGGUGGUGUCUGGUAUUAGUCGUCGUUCUGCACGGAUUGCUUAUUGUGGUCUAUUCGCACUUUCUCUGGUCGUUUCAUGGAUUCUAAGGGAGGUUGCUGCACCCCUUAUGGAGAAGCUUCCUUGGAUUAAUCACUUCCAUCAGACACCUAAUAGGGAGUGGUUUGAAACAGAUGCAGUGCUGCGAGUUAGCUUGGGAAACUUUCUGUUUUUCACUAUUCUAUCAGUUCUAAUGAUUGGUGUAAAAAACCAGAAGGAUCCUCGUGAUAGUUUGCACCAUGGUGGAUGGAUGGCAAAAAUUAUAUGCUGGUGCCUUUUGGUGAUCUUCAUGUUUUUCCUUCCAAAUGAGAUCAUCAGCUUCUAUGAGACAAUAUCGAAAUUUGGCUCAGGGUUCUUUCUUCUUGUUCAAGUUGUGCUUUUGUUGGACUUUGUUCAUGGAUGGAAUGACAAAUGGGUUGGAUAUGAUGAGCAGUUCUGGUAUGUAGCUUUGUUUGUCGUCUCACUCGUAUGUUAUGUGGCGACAUUUUCCUUCUCGGGACUUCUCUUCCAUUGGUUUACUCCUUCUGGACAUGAAUGUGGUCUCAACACAUUCUUUAUUGUUAUGACCCUGAUAUUAGUUUUUUUAUUUGCUAUAGUUGCAUUGCACCCUGCGGUGAGUGGCAGCAUUUUGCCAGCUUCAGUCAUAUCUUUGUACUGCACAUACCUUUGCUAUAGUGGGCUUGCCAGCGAACCAAGGGAUUAUGAAUGCAAUGGCCUUCAUAAGCAUUCCAAGGCUGUUUCUACUGGCACUCUUACUGUAGGGUUACUUACGACUGUUCUCUCUGUUGUCUAUUCUGCUGUCCGUGCUGGUUCUUCUACAACACUACUCUCUCCUCCAAGUUCUCCCCGUGCAGGUGCUGGGAAGCCUUUGCUACCAUUGGACAAGACAGAAGAGCACGAAGAAAAAGAAAAGACAAAGCCAGUGACAUACUCAUAUUCCUUUUUCCACAUUAUAUUCUCUCUUGCAAGCAUGUACUCCGCAAUGCUUUUGACUGGGUGGUCAACCUCAGUCGGGGGGAGCGGGAAGCUGGUGGAUGUUGGCUGGGCAUCUGUGUGGGUGCGGAUCAUAACUGCGUGGGCGACUGCAGCUCUGUACAUCUGGUCCCUGGUUGCUCCUCGCCUAUUUCCAGAUAGGGAGUUCUGAGUUCCGAAUAUCCAAUUUGGACCCAAUAUCUAUGUAGAUGAAUUCUGCUAUUUGUACAUGCUUGCUGCAAGUUUCUGUCUUUCUAUAUAGCUAAAACUAUGAGGCAAGAGACCGGGAUGCCUGUCCUUAAUGCAUGUGUUCAUGUGAGUGGAUGCACUGAUAUGUGGACCCUGCAAUAAAGUCUGGGUUUGAAAGUAGAAA
This is a messenger RNA of Malania oleifera, 1681 nucleotides long. RefSeq lists its product as uncharacterized. NCBI's taxonomy places the organism in Eukaryota, Viridiplantae, Streptophyta, Magnoliopsida, Santalales, Ximeniaceae. Gene Ontology annotation, cellular component: membrane. The coding region runs from base 239 to 1480 and encodes 413 amino acids. The record is from RefSeq and is a predicted model, not a curated record. The transcript has 7 exons.